Messenger RNA from Pogoniulus pusillus (Red-fronted tinkerbird), 1587 nucleotides. RefSeq lists its product as uncharacterized. The record is from RefSeq and is a predicted model, not a curated record. The coding region runs from base 354 to 1289 and encodes 311 amino acids. NCBI's taxonomy places the organism in Eukaryota, Metazoa, Chordata, Aves, Piciformes, Lybiidae. The transcript has 9 exons.
AUGAGCAAUGAUCACAGCUCUGCCUGGGGCCUGCUUUUUUUUCCACAAGGAAAUACAAUAACAUUUGAAUGGACUCACAGGUUCUGGUGGGUUUCCAUCUCCAUUCCCAGAGCUCAUGGGGCAGAGGUGAGCAGACAUGGAUGGCUCAGCAAUGCCAACAGCACCACCCAUUAAAUUCAAAGCAGACUGACCCUUCCAGACAAACACUGAAGAUGAAGAGCUGCCAGAACUCCAGAGCUCAGCACAACUGAGUCAGCAUUGAUUCCCCAUUUGGCUGAACUUCUGCAGCUCAGCAGAGGCAGGAGCACAGAACUGAGUCUCCCACAGACUCAAAUGGCAAAUCCUCCUGGUGAAUGGAAAGCAAUGUCCAGAGAUACAACAAUUGUGCUGCUUCAGUCAACUUCCACAAAGCCUGGCACAAGCAGCAAAAGCCCACUGGAGAGUUUAACUUGCAGAGUCUCCAACAAGCUGAGGAUGGAGGACUCCCCCUACCCAGCUAUCCAGCUCAGCAGCUGGAGCCUGGUGUCAAGCCCUGGAAGCAUCACAGAGGUGUGCCUGUAGGCCAAGACACUCCAGCUUCCUGGCCCAGCUCCACAACUGAGGCUCUGGCAGGUGGCACAGGUGCAGAGGAGACUGAGUUGAGGACUCUUCCACUGCCCCCCGAGCCUCGUCCACUGCAGCCCGACUGGCAUCCCCGCAGUCCUCCAAGAGCAAAUUACCCAGCCAAGAGGAGGAUGAUUUCCCCAAAGGUGUUUGAAGCCAUCAGGGAAAUAUUGGACCAAAUGGAGACAGAACAAGAGAGAGAGCAAGAGGCUGAGGAGGAGGAGGUUUUGGAAGGAAGCAGAGGUUCUCUGCCAGCCCCUGCCGAAGAAAUGGAGGUGCCUCCAGGCAGCCCCACCUCAGGUCCUGCAAGAGCAAAUGAUGCAGCUGAGGAGGAAAAGAUUUCCCACAAGGCUUUUGAAGCCCUCAGGAAACUGGUGGAUAACCUGGAGAGAGAACAGGAUAUGGCCAACGAGAGAAGUGCCAAUGGGGAUGGUGUACGUGGCACCCAAAGGCCCCCAUGUGCCGAGAAUGUGCUGAAGAGAUGCAUGAUUGCCACAGCUUCCAUUGUGGUUUCUGUGCCAGUCACCAUUCUGUUGUGCCUCCUGGUAAGGUGGAGGCAGAAGAAGAAGAAACAAAAGAAAGCAGGCGCUGCAGGAGCACAAGGCUGGCAGAGAACUCGUGGCCAGCCUGAGAGCCAGAACCAACGCAAGGCGCCGCAGCUCAGCUCUUUGCUGACACAGCCUUAGGCCUCCCCACAGCCCCUCUGCCCUCCUCCCCAUCCUCCCACAGCCUGCUCCCUGCACCCUCCCAUUCCCCCCACCCUAACAGCCCCAACCCCCUCCCCUUUCUCAGCCUCCCCUUUUCCUGUUAUUAAUAAAGAGGAUUUCUGGGACAAGCUUUGGUGGGAUACUUGGCAACGUUUGCUCAACGCUUGCACUCCAGAAUGAGGUCUCUGCAGUGCUUCAAGCCCAGCACAUGCAGCAUGGGGAAGAAGUAGCCUCAAGAUCGCAUGCCCUGGUGCUCAGGGGCCACCUCAGCCAGCCU